This is a messenger RNA of Paramormyrops kingsleyae, 13642 nucleotides long. It is a transcript of the gene kmt2bb, whose product is annotated as lysine (K)-specific methyltransferase 2Bb. The record is from RefSeq and is a predicted model, not a curated record. Gene Ontology annotation, molecular function: DNA binding; protein binding; histone H3K4 methyltransferase activity. Gene Ontology annotation, biological process: positive regulation of DNA-templated transcription. Lineage: Eukaryota; Metazoa; Chordata; Actinopteri; Osteoglossiformes; Mormyridae. Gene Ontology annotation, cellular component: nucleus; histone methyltransferase complex.
UAGUUGAAAUAUUUUUUUCUAUCCAUUCGAAAAAACGUAAAGAUUUAUUCAGAAAAUGUUGUCUCUUGUUUUCGUUAUUUGGUCAUGGUUUUGCUAUAUAUUUUAAGUGGGUUAAAUCAACGCCGCUGUAGUUAAGGACUCGUUUUCCCAUGGUGCUUGUGGCUCCCCCUCCCUAUCUCGCGCCUUCCCCUCUAGUCUCUCUCAAACUCCAUCGGUGUUGUUGUCGAAGCUAAUGAUGGCGGCGGCGGGAUGCGGAUCGGCAACCGCGUCUGCUGUUGGAGGCCCAAGCGGUAUGGCCGCAGCUCGGGGGCGCUUUCCGGGUCGGCCGUGGUCAUCUCGCAGCCGUCUGCGUUCGGAGAGGCGCUCGCAGCUCGGUCGGUUAAGGAUCGAUACCGGAGAGACGGACACUGGAGGCCCAAGGCCCGCCAGCAGUGGACUGGUAGCGAGCGAUGACCCUUCUCAUUUACGCUUACUGGGGAUAGAGGCGAAACACAAGCGCCUGGGAGAGGCCGGCUACAGCUCAAGUGGCAGCGAAGAGGGAGAUGAUUUCCCUGGGUUUGAAGUGAAAAAAGCAGGCUACAGGACCACACUUCGUUUUGGACAACGUUCCUGCAAAAGCAAACCUGUCCAAAUUCAGUUGUCAAAGCAGAUACAAGACAAGCCCCCUCCAGUUUUGGUUGCAGCAGAAACUAAUGCUAAGCCCCCAGCUUCUGCAAAAGUUUCAAAAGUUAAUCAGGCAUGCAGACCAAGAACUGAAAAUACUAAGUCACAGAGAAGUGGUUGCAAGAAUUCAUUGUACAACAGCCCAUCUAAAAUAAUUAAAAAAGGAUUGAAGUCUCAAAACACCUCAAAACCCAAGAUCACAGUGAAGCUUGUUACUAAAAGGACAGCUAAAAAAGAAGUAGUAGUUCGUAAAAAAGCUGUAAAAAAGCUCAAAGUAGCUGGGUUCAAGUUUUUAUCAAAAACUAGGCAAAUCCAAGGAGCUCAACUUUCAAGUGCUCAUGUUAAGUUAAAGAGUGGGAGAGAAACCUAUGAGUCUGAAAAACCUGAAGAACCAAGUGAUACUGGGCAAAGUCUCAAAAUUGCAAGACAGGGGCGCCGACUGUUAGGUAAGAGAAUGGAAUCAAAUGAUGGUGAACCUGGAGCCAAAUGUGAGAUUGAUAACCAGAAAAUGGAGGACACAAACACUCUGCCGAGGCUUGGUUUACUUUUGGAAAACAGAAGUUCUGAAUCCAUACCUGAUAGAAAAAGAAGUAGGGGAAAUGCUGCAGUUUCAAAAGUGAGAAGUGAAGUUUGCAGAGUAGGAAAGGUACCACCUAAAAAGCAGGCUUCGUUAUUAGAAGAUGAUGGAGACCUUAUUGUUACAUCAGAAAACAACCAGGAAGAAAGUGUGACCAGAGAAUUGUCAGAGGUUUCAAACCCAGGAGCUGACAAACCAGUGGGCACGGAGAGCAAUGGCGGAGUUGGGAGUGAAGAGCAGAGGGAUGUCUUCAAAGCUUCUGAUAUUAAACUUUCUUUGGCUACUGAGUUGGAAACACCAUCUACAGAACCUGGUGAGAACUUAUUGUAUGAAAAACAAGGUGAAGAUAUGCGUGUUCCUGGCUUGAAAUUGACAAGGGUGAGGAACCCUAAGGCUAUGGUAGGUGAUUCAGGCCGGUCUCGUGGAGGCAGGGGUAGCAAAGGCUCUUCUAGGAAGAAACAGAGUAAAUUUGUUUGGACGCUGACUGUUGUGAAAGGCAAGAGCAAAGAUACAAAGAUGGAAGAGUCCGUAGAUUUUGGAAAGACAGUAGGAGUGACAAAAGUAAUGCCAGAAGGUAUCCAAGCUGCAUCUACAGACUCUUGGGUGACUCAGAGCCAGUACAAGGAGGAUAACCAGGAUGCCAAAGUUGAUACUGCCUCUGUAACUCAACCUGAAGAGAGGCAGGAAAAGUCUUUCGAUAGUGAAACACCCAGUGCGUUACUUGAAGUUGAAAAGGUAGAGGUAGUUCAAGCACAUCUGGAGGAGGGAACACAAAUAGAUGAUAUUGUGAUAUCACAAAAAGCAGUUCCACCACUUCAGCUGAAACUGGUUUCCUCUCCAGGAAAACAAAACAUGCAGCCAUCUCUCUUUAUCAGGAGAAUCAAUCCUGAUCCUCCUGAAAAAGUGUUCACUGCAGGUAAUAUCACUGAAAUUCCACAAGAACCUUUGACUUUGGAGGUGAUUGCUCCCCCCAUCUCUAAGCGAAAGACUAGAUUACCCCUAGCCUCAUCACGCAAAAAGCGUGGCCACAAACCGUGGACAACCCAUAAACGUAAGAGUAAGCAAAACAAUGGUGCUGAAAUCCAGUCAGUCUUGCCUGCUGCCCAAAAUGAGGUCCAGACUGAGGAAUUAAUGUUAGCUGCUAUUGUUGAACCAAAAUCUGUACCAAAUGAAAUGGGAAUUAAAAAUACAGAAUGUUCUUCCUCAAGCCGAAAGGACUCAGAGCCCACAAAUGCCUUUGAAUCAAGUUCUUCUGAACCUCAGACUAUGCCAGACUCACAGGCAGAAAGCAAAGGAGAGCUGGAAAAGAAGCCAACAGACGGUGAAGUGCUUGUGUUAGAUCCUCCAAUAUCUGAAAGGUCACAUUCACGCUACAUCAGACACCCAUUAAAACGUGGGAAAAAGAGACGCCGAUCAUUAAUUGGACCAAGAUUGAAACGGGGUGGACUUCCAAAGUUGCCCAAAGAGGAGGAGGUUGCAUUGGAUAAUAAUUGCCCUCCUGUUGCCACAUCAACCCCAUCAAGACCCAAACUAGUUGGUGUUCUAAAGAAGAAAUACAGAAGGAAACCAGUUCCUACCUCAUCCCUUCCAUUCCAUGGGGUGAAGCGGCCAAGAACUAAGUCGACCAUUUUAAGCAAAAAAGUAGAAUUGGGCUUGACCACGCAGCUGUUUAGUUCAGAAGAAACAGUUGGGGUUCAGGCAGAGCCACAUUUGGCUUCCAGGAAUAUCAAACAAGGUAAAUCAAAGUUUCUCAAGAAUAUCCGCCACUUUAUAAUGCCUGUGGUUAGUGCACGUUCCUCACGUGUCAUCAAAACCCCAAUGAGGUUCAUGGAUGAUGCUGGCAUGUCUGUUUUGCCACGCAGGGCCUCCCCCAAAAAAGGUCACCACUUUAAUUUGCACCAUCGCUCAUAUAAAAAGAAAGAUGGUCCUGUUGAAGACCACCAAUUUCCUGAAAACUCAGUGCAGGGUGAUGACCUUCCAACAGGUAGGCUGUCAGAUGUUGAUUUGUCAGUAACUCCAGAGCCUGACCAGAACUUGACACUUGCUACUGAAAGCCACCUGUCAGAAAGCCUGUCUGGAAAGCGAAAGUCUCUUUUGCGAGAGCCAAGCUUUAAGUGGCGAGUACUUGGCUCCUCUGGUGGGGAAGUGUACACACUGGCGAAGCAUAACGAACAAGUUAGCAAGGGAGAGAAGUCUUCUGAUUUUCUUUCAUCAGUCAGUUCAAGUUCUGCUUUGAAAAAAACCCAAAAGCUAAAUAAGAAGACUCCUCACUUUGAAGUGUACAAGAAAUUGAAGAAGCUGAAUACAGGUACACGGAAAAAACGAAGGAAACGUAUUAGUGAUCUAGUUAAACCUGCUUUGAAGUCCUCUUCUGAGGCAGUGAAUAGAAUGCAAGAUACAAUGGCAAAAAGUUCCAGACCUUGUUCUUUGCUCUCCAACUUGGAAAAAGGCAAGUUGAAGAUAGAGGACCUUGACUCUCCAGGUGUUGUACGUAAAGUGUCAGUUUGUGUCCGCACACUUACUUCUGAAAUGUUGAAAUCUCACAUUGAACGGAGUGCUGCAAAUGAGAAAAACAAGUCUGAUAGGACUACAGACCCAGUAGAAGAAGAAAGCAAAACUGAGAGGGCUUUAGACUCCACCGGGCCAAUGGAUGUGCCAAAAGUAUCCUCUACAGGAGAAUCGAUUGACCCAGAAGGUCAAAAGCAAGACUCCAAGGAAGAGCUUGAUCAUAGUGCAGAAAGUGACCGAGUGGUUCUGGAAGAGAAGGGUACCUCCCACAGAAUUCGUCUCACCGGUGCAAACAAGAGGAUGUUUCAUCUUUUAAAGAGAGCAAAGGUCCAGCUCAUUAAAAUUGACCAGCAGAAACAACUGAAGUCUUCUCAGCUUCUUUCUGGAUCUCAGAAUAUGGGUUCUCGAGAUCCAAGCAUGGUGGUUGUGAAAAGGAGGAGAAGGAAACUGAAAGAGCGCCUUGAGAGAGGACCUCAAAAUGGUAUUCCUCAGCAGCGUGUGGGAGGGCCACGGAUCAAGCAUGUGUGCCGAGAUGCCGCUGUCGUGCUGGGCCAGCCUCGUGCCAUGGUGCCAGAUGACGUUCCGAGACUGAGCGCCCUUCCCCUUCACGAGAGAGAGACCAUCCCCUCCUCUCCAGCAGCACAAGGUGUGUCACCAUCUGAACCAGAGAGUCCCACUCUACAAGACCAGAAAACUCUUAAGGGGAGGAAGUCAUGUGGGGGCCGGUUCAGGGGUGACUUUGGGGGCUUCGGCUUGAGAUCUCGCAGAUGCGGCAAGUGCAAGGGAUGCUUGCACGAAGAGGAUUGCGGCAAGUGCAUGAACUGCCUGGACAAGCCAAAGUUCGGUGGACCUAACACCAAGCGUCAGUGCUGUGUGUAUAAAAGGUGCGAUUGGAUUGAGGAAAAAAAGGCACUGCGUUUAGGAGGGAAGCUUUACAAAGGCCAUGGGAAGCGGAGACGCUCAUCGGCCAGUGUAUGCCAUUCCAGCAAUGAGGAAGGGGAUGCUGGGGAUGGGGGUAGAGUGUCGCCCACAGGCCUUCCUGAUGGCCAAAGCCCAUCGCUCCGGAAACAGCCACGUCGCUGUGUCAAGCAGCGCUCUUACUGUGACCUUCUGGAUUAUGACUCGGACCUAGACCUGAUGGGGAGCACUAACUCGGCAUCCCCUCGGAGAAGGUCUACAGGCCCCCGCAGUCAGGAUUUUGGGUCCAUGGAUGGGUUGCCAGGUGAUACCUCUGAAGAUGGCAUGAGGGGUCGUCGCUCAGGGCAGCACAGAGGCCCAUUAGGGCGACGCAAAGUAGAAAAGAGUCCCCUGGAGCAGACACCUCCCAGUGUCCUGGCUGCGCUGGCUAAUGGCUUUGCCCAGAGGGAAAAGGAACCCUCCCAACCUUCACACAAGAUCCGGGUCGACUUCAAGGAGGACUGUAACCUUCAGAAUGUCUGGAAGCUGGGAGGUCUCAGCAUCCUAACCUCAGUCCCAGUUGUCCCUCCACAUGUCUGUCUGCUCUGUGCCAGCAAAGGGCAGCAUGAGAUGGUGUACUGUCAGGUUUGCUGUGAGCCAUUCCAUCCCUUCUGCUUGGAGCCCUGGGAGCGCCCCCUAGAAGAAAACAAGGAGAACUGGUGCUGUCGCCGCUGCAGAUUCUGCCAUGUUUGUGGCCACAAGGGAAAGCAUUCUAAGCCACUUUUGGAGUGCGAGCGAUGUCAGAAUUGUUAUCAUCCACCCUGCUUGGGACCCAACUACCCAAAACCUAACAAGAAAUCUUGCAAAAAAUCAUGGGUGUGCAUGACAUGUAUCAGAUGUAAAAGCUGUGGUGUGACUCCAGGAAAAAGUUGGGACACAGAAUGGAACCAUGAUAAGGGUCUUUGUCCUGAUUGCACCAAACUCUAUGACCAAGGUAACUACUGUCCCAUCUGUAACAAGUGCUAUGAAGAUAAUGAUUAUGACAGUCAGAUGAUGCAGUGUGCGUCCUGUAACCACUGGGUCCAUGCAAAAUGUGAGGAACUGUCUGAUGACUUGUAUGAGAUCCUGUCUAGCCUCCCAGAGAGUGUAGUUUACUCAUGCCAGCCCUGUAGCCACAGCCAGCCCAGCAACUGGAGGGAGCUGCUGCACAUGGAGCUGAAGGCUGGUGUGGAGAAAGUGCUGGCCUGCCUGCUCACCUCCUCGCUAACCCAACACUUGGUCAGCUGCAGUGAGUGCACAGCAUUGACUGACUUGGAGUGUUGGAGAGAGGAACAUCCAGCUUGUGAUCUUCGUGCCAUUGGCAGAAAGUUUGACAAAGGGCUCUACACUACACUGAAAUUAUUCCAUGAGGAUGUGGCCCUAGUGAUCCAGAAAAAGCUGGCAGAAGAGGCAGAAGCGCUUCCUGAAGAGCAGAGGCCUAGUGCUCUAGCCAGGUCCUACUAUUUGAAGCUGCUGGAAGAAGUUUUCAGCUGGUUUAAUGGCCAAGAUUCCAAAGUAUGGAAUCCAUGUUCCAAAGAAUUUCCGGUUGGAAUGCUGUCCAACGCGGUGCUGCCUCCAUCCACUGAGCAUGUGUAUGCCCAGUGGCGAGAGAGGGAGGAGCAAAAGGCUAUGGUGCUGUCUUGCACCCAGAAUGUGGAUGAUGGGGAUCUUGAGGACAACACUGAAGAGAGGACCCACUUCUCCACUCCAGUGACAAGUAAACCAGUCACCAGCUAUUUUCGAAAUAUGCGCAACCACAGAUUAAAACUCAAAGGAAAGAAGGGCCGACCCUCCAAAGCAGACUUGGACACUGGCUGGUCUAAGGAAGAUGAACGGCAGUGUUCCCUUUGUCAGAAAUAUGGUGAUGCAAAAUCCAAUGAGGCAGGCAGACUGCUGUACCUGGGCCAGAAUGAAUGGGCUCAUGUCAAUUGCUCCAUGUGGUCAGCAGAGGUGUUUGAAGAGGACAAUGGCUCUUUAAUGCAUGUGCACAGUGCUGUUGCUCGCGGUCGCCUCAUGCGAUGUGAGCGAUGUAACCAGACUGGGGCAACUGUAGGUUGUUGUCUGACCUCUUGCCAAAGCAACUACCACUUCAUGUGUGCCCGUACCCGAAACUGUGUCUUUCAGGAUGAUAAGAAGGUAUUCUGCUACAAGCACCGGGAUCUUAUCAGCGGAAAGAUAAUUACUGGACAAGGUUUUGAAGUUCAUCGAAGGGUAUAUGUGGAUUUUGAAGGGAUCAGCCUUCGUAGGAAAUUCCUGACUGGUUUAGAGCCAGAAUUAAUCAAUAUAUUGAUAGGCUCAUUGCAAAUUGAAAAGCUGGGUGUAUUAACUGAACUUUCAGCAUGCCAAGGAAAGCUGUUUCCUGUGGGGUAUCAAUGUUCACGGUGGUUCUGGAGCACGGUGGACCCACGUCGCAGAUGCAGAUACACAUGUCGGAUCAAGGAGGUUCGACCUCCCAUCCAGGAGAAGCUGGUUGAAGAGACACCAGACCAGGGAGAAAACCACACGAUUGCCCACAGCCCCUGUUCUCAAACAGAAACUAAAUCCAUGGAUCCCCAAAAGUUUCCAAAUCACUCCCCAAAAGAAGAACCUUCCUUCCCACCCCCCCUAACAAAAGCAGACCCAGGAGCGAGACCCAAAGUCCCUGGUUAUCCUCAAACCAGGAAACCUGCUGGGGGAAUGUCUCGACCCCUCCCUUCCCCAGGGGCAACACUUUCGAAAUCUCACCAUAUCCUCACCAUCAGUGAUUUGGAUGAGACCUGUCGUCCACGUCGCCAUAGUCCCAGCUCAAAUGCCACUGGGACCCGCAAUCGCAUCUCGUCCCCACCCUUGGGUACAUCCUCAGGAGCGAUCGCCCUUCGAGAAGCUGGGUCCCUGCACCCCAAGAACUCUCCAACAACCUCUCCAGAUUUCUCUGUUGGUGCUACUGAAAAUCAACUUCCCUGUCCUUCGACUCGUCUUGGGGGUCGCAGCACUCCCUUAGCGCAUGGUGCCAGGAUGGUAGCGCCCCACUCUACCUCAGGACUUUUCCCUCAAACCCAAUGGCAAGACAGUGUCAGCUCUCCUGCUUUAAAUAUGCCUGGCAGUUCGUUUUCUUCACAAACCGUUCAAAGAUUAUCUUGUGAUUUAAAAAGGACAGACUCAACAGAAAGGCCCCAUGAUUUUACUGUAUCAUCAGAGCCACAAAAUAUAGUUUCUGCAAACAUUUUACCAGGAAAAGGCACUUCUCUAGUUUCGAAUCAGAGUUUCUCGUACAGUCCAUUUGAUGCUGACUCUGAUGUGGGCGUAACCACAGACCUGGAAUUUGAAGAGACCUUGCUUAAUGAAGGUGUUGCAAUGAACUGUGGAGCCCAGAUUGUGGUUUGUGGGGAUGGAGAGGAGAACCUGGAUGAAUUUCGAGAUGGUGAGGUAGACAUAGGUAAAGGGACUACUCAUGGCAGAGCUUCUACUCAAUCCAGCUUGCCACCCAGGGAGGACUGGGGUAACACAUCCUCUGAUGAUGACAUGGAGAAUUACUACAAUUUCUCCCGCACAGUAGUGACUCACACUGUCCACAAGGAGGUUUCGCAAGCUCCAACACCCUCUUCCUCAGGUACCAUUUCCCAGCUAGAUGGUGUGGAUGAUGGGUCAGAAAGUGAUGCUAGCAUGGUCACCAGUGAUGGUACUCAGAACUUAAAGAGCUCUACCCAAACUCAAAUUCAGAAUCCCAACCAGUUACUUCAUUCACUGCAUCAGGAGGACAGGCAAACUAAUGGAUUAUGCAACCUGACUGUGGCCUCUACAUACCCUGGUUGUGGUACAUUGGCCAAAGCCAGUACCUCUUCUUCCUCAGAAGUACCGUAUGGCUACACACGCUGUGGAUCCCCCAAAGCAGAAGAUUCCAGUAAACAGGAGAGUGCCAUUACAGAGCAUACCUUGUUGCAUUACACAGCAGCUGACUCACUUGCACCUCACAAAGCUUUUAUGCAAACAAAUGAAGUAAGAAAAUGUCCCGCUAUAGACUUGCCCUCUGGUCUUCAACAGUCAAUUAGCAUUAUACCUGCCAAAAAUUAUGAUAAUAUGACUGGUGCAGAGCUCUCUAAGAGUUUACAGGUUCAAAGAGAGUCCGAUUCAGAACUUUCUCUUGUGCAAGAGCGUCGUGACCUUCCUUUACCAGAUAUUUGCAUGACUGAUCUGGUAACAGUCCAAGAUUCAGUGGACACAGACUCAAAGAAAGAUCGCCAAGGAGUUUUCUUGGAUCCCAGCAGUGGGCAUUUUGUUUCAGCUGAGGAUGGCUCUGCGAUUGACUUGAACCCUGUAACUGAAGGCAUAGAUAAAACAGGUUCAUUGGAAGGCACAGAUGAUGGCAGCCACAGUACGAUGAUACGUCCUUUUCAGUGCACACCUGUUCUUCAAAGAGCUGUUCUUGAUAGCUCUCAGGCUUCUCCAGGUCCAUUACGGCACCCAAUCUCAAUGCAGCUCCCGAUGCCGACUUUCAGACCUGCGCCCCUUGCCCACAUCCGUGCCACAGUUGACCCUCUGCAUUCUACCAGGAUGACAGUUCUGCCUUCUGUGGAGAAUUUCCGCACCUCUUUAUCACCCACCGAACCCUGUCGUCCAGUUCCUGUUACAGUAACUUAUGUUUCCUCUGGUUUUCCUUCUCAGAAUGAAACUGUUGUAUCUUUGACACCAAGCUCUGGUCUCCCUCUUGGGUCCUAUAAUUCGUUGCCUGUCCCCAUGUAUCCGGCCCAUACUUUACCAACAGGUGGUACAGCCGUUUCUUCUCACACCAUCACUAAAACUGAAGGUCUAUCUUUUCAAUUGAGGGAUGCCCCCCAGUGCCAGCCAGUACGUCCCACAUCUCAUCCUGCCCCUAUCUCUACACCCACCCCCAUUUUAAUAAAUGGUUGUAAUUCCACACCUUUACAGAAGGAUGCCUUUGCUGGGCGCACUAUCUCGAUAAACUUUUCCACCCCCAGACCAGCACUGGAGCCCCAGCAACAAGUAGUAAAUCAGUCUUUACCGGGUCAUGCAAUACUCACAGUUCGUGAGGUGGGUGGCCCCAAUGUUGACUCUACCCCACAUGUCUUACUUGUCAAUCGCCUUGGUCAGAUUUUUGUCAAAAAUCCAGAAAACAACACUUUUCAGCUACCUAAUCCCAGUUCCCCUUCCUUUGCUUCUGUGAAUCAAAUCGCUAGCCUCCUUCAAAGCAAUGCCCUGUCUGCCACUCUGGCAGCUGCAGGAAACGUGUCAGGUGUCGCAGGACCGACAGUCCAAACUCAAGCCCCCAAGAUGGUGACCCCUGUGACAUCACUAUCUGUAAUGCACCCAGGAGCCUCUGUCCACCCUGUAGGCCACAGUGGUAAUGGGAUGGUAGCAGCUCCUGAGGCCUUUCUGGGAAGGAAAUCAAAAGUAACGAUCGAUAAUACAGCCCCUGGGAUGAAAAAGUCCAAGAGCAGGAAAGCUACUCCUAACCCCAAAAGAAAUAAGUUAAAUAUGGCGGCUGUCCCCAGCCCUGAGCUGUCCACUAUUCAAGAUAAACCCUCACUAAAUGCCCAAGCCAUAAUUAACAAAGCCAUGGCUAGCUGCUACAGUCCUAGUGGAGCCAGCAUUCUGAGCCCUUCUCAUUUACGCACCUUGAACAGAGUACCGGCGCCAAACUCUGUGGUGCUGCCCCCUGAUCUCCUUAUUGAACCUGAACCUGCAGCCACACCUGUAAGCACAAGCUCUCGCCCCCGUUCUCAAGUCCGCAUUAAAAGGGUAUCAUCCUUAUCAGACCGUAUCACAGCCAAAAAGUCAAAGGUUGACAUCACGGAGUUGGAACCUUCUACUACACUGGAAGAACAACGUAAGACUAACAGUACUGUGGCAAGGUCCGGAGGUGUCCGCAUAAAAACUCCCACUGUGAAAGGUGUUUUGGACCUAGAUGAUCUAAAGGAGGAACGCCAAGGCAGCUUUGAGAACCCAAGGCCAGGACCAUGGGAUCGCUUAUCUUCAGCAUCUAAGGGCGGGGAUGUUAGCUACAGCAAGCCACUUAUGUGGGACAGCGCUGGGCGCUAUGCCCUAACUGACUGGAAUAAGCACUCAGGUGUAAUCUCAAGCUCAGAUGAUGAGAUGCCUCCGCCUGAGUUGGAUGAUGAGUGUCCUGUCAACAAAGAUCAGCCUCAUCUGCGCUUUGAGAUCACUAGCGAAGAUGGCUUCAGCGUAGAAGCAGACAGUAUAGAGGUGGCUUGGAAGGCUGUGAUCGAUGGAGUGCAGGAGGCCCGAGCUGGAGCACGUCUCAGGCAGCUGUCCUUCAUCGGCAUGGGCGGGGCACGCAUGCUGGGUGUCCUCCAUGACGCAGUGGUAUUCCUUGUGGAGCAGCUCCAGGGGGCCAAGCGCUGUCAGCGCCAUACCUUUCGCUUCCACAAGCAGGACACCCAAGAGGAAGAGCUUCCCGUCAAUCCCACUGGCUGUGCCCGCUCUGAGGUUUAUCUUAGGAAGUCCACCUUCGACAUGUUUAAUUUCCUGGCUUCCCAGCACAGACAGUUGCCUGACAAUGGCCCUUAUGACGAUGACGAGGAGGAAGUUCCACUGAAAUCCACCAGGCGUGCAACCAGUAUGGAGCUUCCUAUGGCCAUGCGCUUCCGACAUCUGGAGAGAACUUCAAAGGAAGCAGUGGGAGUGUACAGGUCUGCCAUCCAUGGCCGCGGCCUGUUUUGCAAGAGGAAUAUCGAUUGCGGGGAAAUGGUUAUCGAGUAUUCCGGGAUUGUCAUCCGUUCUGUCCUUACAGACAAAAGGGAGAAAUAUUAUGAUGGCAAGGGCAUUGGCUGUUAUAUGUUCCGCAUCGACGACUUUGAUGUGGUAGACGCCACCAUGCAUGGGAAUGCAGCACGCUUCAUCAACCACUCCUGUGAGCCCAACUGCUACUCACGUGUUAUCAACGUGGAGGGCCAGAAGCACAUUGUGAUCUUCGCUCUACGCAAGAUCUACCGGGGGGAGGAGCUCACCUACGACUACAAGUUCCCCAUCGAGGACGCCAGCAACAAGCUGAACUGCAACUGUGGAGCCAGACGCUGCCGUCGCUUCCUUAACUAGGAACACGGAACUAUGGGAGUGAAGGUCCUCCAAAUGCUGCCAUUGGCUGGAAGAAAGCUUGCUGAGCUAUGCAGGGAGAGAGGGGCUGGGUCCGGCAUGAUGAGGAGGAGCUAACGAUAGCUGGAGGGCAAAGGAGAAGAUAGGGGCACUUCUUUCCUAUCACCAGUUAAACUGAGCCAUCAUUUUGCUUCCUCUCUGCCUUUUUGUUUGACAAUCCCAAAUGCCAAAACGAAUGAGUAUAACGCACCCCAGGAAAGUGCUGUGUACAGCUGGUAAGGGAAGCUAUUUUCAGAACAGGAAAUCAAAAAAUAAAUGGUUUAGUCUCUUAAACUGGUAUCAGCUUCUACUACAUGUGCAGUUUUCCAUGCUGCAGAAACAUCCCUCACACCCACAUCAUUGUAUUGGGUAACAGAAGCCAAUUGUGCAUGUUCCCCUUCUGACAUCUUAUCAGGGGAAUUCUGUAAUCUUUUAUCCCACCACUCAUUUUAGAUUUUUAAGUCAUUCCUUAUUCUUGUGCAUUCUGUGAGACUGUACGAAUGCACAGAGAGUGUACAAUCCAUGAAGCAUUUUACUUUCCUAGAAAACAAUGUUGAGAAGCUUUAAAUCUGGACCUAUACUACUUUCAGGGCAGAUGUUUGUUGCAUCUUAGGAAAUAUUUUUCCCCCUGACUAUGCGUAUUGGCUUUUUACUGACAUGUCUCUAAAUGAUGGCUUAAGUCAAACUGCCAGUGAACAUCUCUAAACAUUUCUAAACUGAUACUGUUUUUCUUUUCUUUUUGUAAAAGCUCAACUUUCCAAUCUCUCCAACAUCUCCAAAAUUCAUCUAGAUUUGAUUGUCUGGCUGUCUAGGAACAUGUAAUUUUUAACUGAAUAAUUAUGAACACCUUUUAAAAUUCUAUUUAUGUGCGAAACACUACCUACCCUUAUUAUGGACCAUUUUGUAUUUGGUUUUUCCACUUCCUUUAAGUGCAAUAAUCUAAUUCUGGUUUUGCCACCCACACUCCAAUUCUAGACAUUUCGAAACUGCUGCCUUUGUACAUUACUUAAAGGAAAAAAAGGUCUUGUGUGUUUAAAUUUAACUGUGUUAAGUUCCUUGUUUUCCGUUAACAAACCCAUAGUAACUGGGAGGUAGAGUGAAUUCUUUGCUGUCCAUAAUGUAAAAACAAUGUUACUUACAGUAUCCAUAUGACAGAUUCUUUAUCUUUUAAGAUAAUUGUGGUUGAACGUAUCUGGAAUGUUUAUUGUAACUUGGCUUCCUGUAUUUCAGUUCAUAUUAGCUUUAUACUUUAACAUAAAGCAAAAGUUAUUAGUUCCCCAGUAUUUUAAUUUACUCAGCAAUCAGCCAUAAACAGCCUGCUAAGGAGCGAGUCUGCCUCCCCCCAUCGUCUUUCAGUGAAAUUCAUUGCCCCUCCGUAGCCCUUUCACAACACAGUGAGGAGGACCAUUAUUUCUCCACCCAGUACUACUUGUUCUUUAUCGCCAUUAAACCGUUAAUGGUGUGUGUUACGUGGUACCUUGCCCUACAAAGCUCUUGCAAGGAUUCUACCUCAGUAGCUCAUAAGGUGUAAAGGAAUGCAAGUGCAUAAAUAUGGCUUGGUCUCAGCUGUCCUGCAGAACUGGCUUGUGUGCAAUGAAGAAUGCAAAGCACUAGUUUUACUGAUUUUUUAACAUGGAAAUUACUCCCAGUACUGUUCUUCAAACAUUGUGUACCAACUUUAUUUUAAAGCAUAAAAAGAUUUGGGGGAAAAAUUAGAAUUACUGGUGAACUUGGCUUUGUUACCUUGUAUAAAGAACUUGAGUUUGUACAUAAUUGUAUACAUAUUUCUAAACCUGUUUAAUUUUUCUAUGCACUUUUUUAUUUAUGAUGUUAUUUGCUUAAUAAAGAUGUUAAGAUGUUUGAAAUGCA